Amyelois transitella is the source of this 1360-nucleotide messenger RNA. It is a transcript of the gene Prx5, whose product is annotated as peroxiredoxin-5, mitochondrial. The coding region runs from base 116 to 685 and encodes 189 amino acids. Gene Ontology annotation, molecular function: thioredoxin peroxidase activity. Lineage: Eukaryota; Metazoa; Arthropoda; Insecta; Lepidoptera; Pyralidae. The record is from RefSeq and is a predicted model, not a curated record. Gene Ontology annotation, biological process: cell redox homeostasis; hydrogen peroxide catabolic process; cellular response to oxidative stress. Gene Ontology annotation, cellular component: peroxisome; mitochondrion; cytoplasm. The transcript has 3 exons.
CAAUUUUAAGUUGACAGGUUAUUUUCAAGGUUGUAUGUUUUAAUUUAACAUCUGGUUUGGCCGAUCGAUACCUAUUGACUUUAUCCAGUUAUAAAAUAUAUAUAAGCACCCACAAAUGUUGCUAACGAGGCCGGCAAUUAUCCGUGGUAUUUGUGCAUUCAGCAAGCAAACCUCGAGCCGGUCGCUACACUCCACUCAGAUAGCAAUGGCACCUAUCAAGGUUGGAGACAGUCUCCCGUCGGCUGAUUUGUUUGAGGAUUCCCCGGCGAACAAGGUGAAUGUGUGCGAGUUGACGUCAGGGAAAAAAGUGGUGUUAUUUGCGGUUCCCGGCGCGUUUACACCUGGCUGCUCGAAGACACAUUUGCCUGGAUACGUGCAAAAUGCCGACAAGUUGAAGAGCGAGGGAGUGGCGGAGAUCGUUUGCGUGUCUGUGAACGAUCCCUAUGUGAUGGCCGCUUGGGGGGCACAGCAUAAUACCAAGGGAAAGAUCCGCAUGCUAGCUGACCCCAGUGGCAACUUCAUCAAAAAGUUGGAGCUUGGCACAGAGCUGCCCCCCCUCGGUGGGUUCCGCUCCAAACGCUUCUCAAUGGUCAUCAACGACUCCGUUGUAGAGGAAUUGAAUGUUGAACCCGAUGGUACGGGUCUGUCAUGUUCACUGGCAGACAAAAUUAAGGUCAAGAAGUAAAUUUGAGGAAUAACUGAUGUGAUGUUAGCUUUAAAUAUUGCUCAAACAACAGCGCUCCCAUUUUAUCAUGAAAUAUAUACAAUAAUAACAAGAAGCAUAUUACAGGCUGGUCCUAUGCAUUCUGUGAAGUUCACUGAGAAGUGAAGUUUUGUAACAGUUCCAAAACCCUGAUGAACUUGUGUCUAAAUGUCAAUAUUGAAUUUAAGUCUAUAAAAAUCGACUUUCUGUAUCAUGUGAAUGUGUAGUGAUAUAAAUAUUAAUAAUUUCUAGUCUGUUUUUAAUCAUCAUGCACAUUUAGAAAGAAUUUUUUAAUUUGGUAAUUAAUGAACUGAUAAAAUUUCAGAAGAUUUCAGAGCUGUAUUGCACGUUGGUAUGUGUCAAUUAGCGUUAGUUUAAAAAGUCGUGAUCUUAUUAUGUACCUUCUAAGAGAAGAUGUGAUUCAUAGUAAAUAUUCUGAAAUAUCACUAAAAGAUUUUGAUUAUAAUGUAGUGUACUAAAAUUUUCAUUCAAAAAUUAGGUUUAGGUAAGACUUGAAAAUGUUAUCCACAAAAUCAAUGUUUGCUGUUGAGUGGGAGCGGAUGGUGUUUAAAUCAGCUUAAUAAACCUUACACGGAUCGUAUGUGAAAACACACCUUUGUGAUACUAAUGAGAAUCAUUAUAUUAUUUAGAAUAAUU